GAAUGUACCCAGGAUGAAAGUACAGCUGCAGCUAUCUUUGCUGUUCAAAUGGAUGACUACUUGGGAGGAAAGCCUGUUGAAAUUCAAGGAUAUGAGUCCACUGAGUUUGUGAGCUACUUCAAAGGAGGAAUUAAAUAUAAGGCAGGUGGUGUUGCCUCUGGAUUUAAUCAUGUUGUUACUAAUGAUUUGAGUGCCCAGAGGCUUCUGCAUAUCAAAGGCCGGAGAGUUGUAAGAGCCACAGAAGUCCCCCUGGCUUGGACCAGCUUCAACAGAGGAGAUUGUUUCAUUGUUGACCUCGGAACUGAAAUCUAUCAGUGGUGUGGCUCAUCAUGCAAUAAAUAUGAGCGGCUGAAGGCGACUCAAGUGGCUCUUGGCAUUCGGGAUAAUGAACGAAACGGAAGGUCUAAAUUAAUUACUGUGGAAGAAGGGAGUGAGCCUGAUCAGCUCAUAGAGGUUUUAGGAAGCAAGCCAGAACUUCCUGAGUGUGAUGAUCAGGAUGAUGAACUGGCCGAUAUUACAAACAGGAGAAGUGCUAAACUAUACAUGGUGUCAGAUGCAAGUGGAUCCAUGAAAGUGUCCAUGGUCACAGAGGAAAACCCCUUCUCCAUGGCUAUGCUUUUAUCUGAGGAGUGCUUCAUUUUGGACAACGGUGCUGCAAGGAAGAUCUUUGUGUGGAAAGGUAAAGAUGCUAACCCACAGGAGAGAAAGGCUGCCAUGAAGAAUGCUGAACAAUUCAUACAGCAGAUGAAUUAUCCUGCCAACACACAGAUUCAAGUCCUUCCUGAAGGAGGUGAAACACCAAUUUUCAAACAAUUUUUCAAAGACUGGAAGGACAAAGAUCAAAGUGAUGGCUUUGGAAAAGUCUGUGUCACAGAGAGAGUGGCUAAAAUUGAGCAGAUUGAAUUUGAUGCUACGAAGUUACAUGAGUCUCCACAAAUGGCUGCCCAGCAUAACAUGGUAGAUGAUGGUUCAGGGAAAGUAGAGAUCUGGCGUGUGGAAAGCAGUGGCAGAGUUCCUGUGGGACCUGAGACAUAUGGACAGUUCUACGGUGGUGACUGCUACAUUAUCCUCUACACUUACCCUAAAGGGCAGAUCAUCUACACAUGGCAAGGAGCCAAUGCUACACAAGAUGAACUGACUGCAUCUGCAUUUCUGACUGUUCAGCUGGAUCGGUCGUUGAACGGUCAGGCUGUGCAGAUCCGAGUCAGCCAAGGCAAAGAGCCUGCACAUUUACUGAGCUUGUUCAAAAACAAACCACUUAUUGUCUACAAGGAUGGAACAUCCAAGACAGAAGGUCAGAAACCUGCUCCACCCACACAACUCUUCCAAAUACGCCGGAACCUGGCAGCCAUUACUAGGAUUGCAGAGGUUGAUGUUGAUGCAACGUCACUAAACUCUAAUGAUGUCUUUGUUCUGAAACUGCCAAACAACACUGGCUAUACCUGGGUAGGAAAAGGAGCAAACAAAGAAGAGGAACAAGGAGCCCAAUACAUUGCUGUUGUUCUUAAAUGCCAAACUGCUAAGAUUAGUGAAGGCCAGGAACCAGAGGAAUUCUGGAAAGCACUUGGAGGUAAAAAAAAAUACCAGACUUCAUCACAACUCUUGACAAAAGCUGAAGAUCAUCCCCCUCGCCUGUAUGGCUGUUCUAAUAAGACUGGCAGAUUUAUUAUUGAGGAGGUCCCAGGAGAAUUCACUCAGGAUGAUUUGGCUGAAGAUGAUGUCAUGUUGCUGGAUGCGUGGGAGCAGGUUUUCAUCUGGAUUGGGAAGGAUGCUAAUGAAACUGAGCGACAGGAAUCCAUUAAGUCUGCCAAACGCUACAUUGAAACAGAUCCUUCUGGCAGAGACAAGGGGACUCCUAUUGUAAUUGUGAAGCAGGGGCACGAACCCCCUACAUUCACAGGCUGGUUCCUGGCUUGGGACUCCAACAAAUGGAAGAACUGAUCAACCCAAAGAAGAUGCAGCUUCAAGCCAAAGCAUGAUCAGAGCCCAGCUCCUUUCUAGUAUUUUUAAGCAUAAGCUUAUGCAACAAUAUGAUGCAUCUGUUUUUACACUUUCCCAAGCUUUGAUAUAUUUCUGUGAAUAAAAUAGAAAUUCUUAGCCUGGAAAGGAUAAAUGAUGAUUGGAAAAUACUCAAAUGGGAUGAGUGGGGCUUUUCAUGUAGUGAAUAUGGAAAGGUUUUUUUUGUUUAAUCUAUUGAUUCUUCAAACAGAAGCUGGGGAUCUAUUUAUUUUAAUGUACUAAAGUGGGUCAAAUUCUACCUUCACUUAAAAUUUUAAACUAAUGCCACAGAAAUGCCCUUAGAUUAAGGUCAGCAUAAUAUUAUGCAGAAUUU
Merops nubicus (carmine bee-eater) is the source of this 2332-nucleotide messenger RNA. It is a transcript of the gene SCIN, whose product is annotated as scinderin. The record is from RefSeq and is a predicted model, not a curated record. Lineage: Eukaryota; Metazoa; Chordata; Aves; Coraciiformes; Meropidae. Gene Ontology annotation, biological process: actin filament severing; actin polymerization or depolymerization; barbed-end actin filament capping. Gene Ontology annotation, molecular function: actin filament binding; phosphatidylinositol-4,5-bisphosphate binding. Gene Ontology annotation, cellular component: actin cytoskeleton; cytoplasm.